UUCAUAAAACGAUAGAAUUUUAAGGAAAUUUGAGCCGCUUUUGAUUCAGAUUUUCAAAAUUUCUAAACUCUUAGUUUGAAAGCAGGGAGGUGGGGCAUCUGGCUAAUAAGAAAGCCGAUUUUGCUCAUUAAUACGUCAUCAAGUUUAGUGCUACCCUCUUCUGGCCCUCAGAACCCCUUCAGGGCUUGGCUGCUGUUUGUUGAAAUUGAACUGAGGAGAGCCGUAUUACCUAUAUCUAUAUCUCAGAAUUUUUCAAAUUCUGAAAUAUUUCGAAUUGAGAUGUAAAAUCUUUUUGGAAGGAAAUACAGGUUUCAGAAAGUUCGAGAGGGUUUGACAAGGCUGGCCAAGUCACUCUGGUUGAGGUCAUCCAAAUGGGGAUUCGGUCACCGAGGUUUGGCAACAGGGGGUUUUGAGAGAGAAUCGGAUUUUGAGCUGUUUUUGUGAAACUUAAAGCAGAAAGAAUGAGCUCUUGGGGUCCAGAUGGGGAUUCAGGUGGUUUUAGCAAGGUUUCAAGCCAGAUUUUUGGAGGACAAUUCGUGAUAUAGGUCUACUUAUACUCAUUUGAUGCAGAAUCAAAUAAUCUCCUCAAAUAACACCUCCAACCCGCUCUAAUUACCCCUCUAAGCCAAAAAUAGCACCAAAAUCCAAUUCCUCACAAAUCUCCUUUAUUUUUAUCAAAUAAAAAUCUCCCUAAAACGGCUUCUAAACUCUCCAAAAACUCUCUUCCUCUUGUGCACAAAGCCUUUGGCCUGUAUCACUUGAGAUCAACUAAACCAGCCUCAACCAGGCUAUAUCCUCUUUGAGAUUUGUAUUGAAUUUUACCCCUAUUUGGUGAAGGGAAUUCUGCUCUCAGAAAGAAAAUAUCAAGUAAAAAUUAUGAACAAUUUCGAAAAAUGAUAUCGCCAAGCUGCUUUCAAUAAGGAUUUCCGAAAUUUCUAAACCCCCGCAUAAGGCGGGAUGUCAAUUUUUCGUCUUGAUUUGGACCUAACGGGGUAAAUUCUACUUUGAUCGGAAUAACUGAAAUUUUAACAACGGAGAGUUAACUAACUUUAGCAUCAAGAAAUUCAAUUUUGAGGCUAAAUGAAGUGGCCGCCCAUUACCCAACCCAAUGCAGAUUUAUGAACAAGUCUUAUUAACUAUUAUAUAAGGAUUGAUACGUAUGUAGGCAAGCCUGCUUGGCACUGCCCCAUGGUUUAAAGGAUCAUUUUAAGAAUCUCACACGAAGGUGUCUCUCUGAGGUCUCAAAGUAAAUUAUUCUUUUCACGGACUGUGCUAACAGCCUUUUUAACAUUCUUCUUAGCUCAGACAUCUUGGGAGUAUUCCUUUCUGUUCUCUUUCUGGUCAAAAUGCAUCUCCUGUUCUUUGUCAACGGAUCUGAUUUGUACAUUCUUAACGGAUGAGUGUUUUUGAACGAUAGAGUUUUCAAAUACAAAGUCACACCGGGCUUCUGCUCUAAGUUUACCCUUGUUAUCCUUGAGGGUGUUAGUGAAUUGCCUUGUCAGCUUAGGCAGUUGUACUACCUUGUAUUCGCUACUCUCUUCGCUAACUGUGAGAUCAGAAUCGUCCCAGAUGUCUUCACUCAGCAUUUCAAAGGCAUUUGAGGCCUUCUGAACAUUUUC
Moneuplotes crassus is the source of this 1619-nucleotide messenger RNA. The record is from the annotation of a GenBank genome assembly. NCBI's taxonomy places the organism in Eukaryota, Ciliophora, Spirotrichea, Euplotida, Euplotidae.